Molecule: messenger RNA, 2452 nt
Organism: Tupaia belangeri chinensis (Chinese tree shrew)
Lineage: Eukaryota; Metazoa; Chordata; Mammalia; Scandentia; Tupaiidae
Gene: HTR5A
Product: 5-hydroxytryptamine receptor 5A
Exons: 3
Coding region: 1-1065 (354 amino acids)
Biological process (GO): positive regulation of MAPK cascade; adenylate cyclase-activating adrenergic receptor signaling pathway
Cellular component (GO): plasma membrane
Molecular function (GO): G protein-coupled serotonin receptor activity
Source: RefSeq, a predicted model, not a curated record
AUGGAUUUGCCUGCGAACCUGACCUUCCCGUCCGCCUGCCCGUCGGACGCCAACCGCAGCCUCGGCGCCCAGGACCUGCUUCCCGGCCCGCCCCUCCUCUCCGUCUUCGGUGUGCUCCUUCUGACCUUGCUGGGCUUCCUGGUCGCGGCGACUUUCGCGUGGAACCUGCUGGUGCUGGCGACCAUCCUCCGUGUGCGCACCUUCCACCGCGUGCCACACAACCUGGUGGCGUCCAUGGCCAUCUCGGACGUGCUGGUGGCCGCGCUGGUCAUGCCCCUGAGCCUGGUGCAUGAGCUGUCCGGGCGCCGCUGGCAGCUGGGCCGGAGGCUGUGCCAGCUAUGGGUCGCAUGCGACGUGCUCUGCUGCACAGCCAGCAUCUGGAACGUGACGGCCAUCGCCCUGGACCGCUACUGGUCCAUCACCCACCACCUGGAGUACACGCUCCGCGCCCGAAGGCGCGUCUCCAACCUGAUGAUCGCGCUCACCUGGGCGCUGGCCGCCAUCAUCUCUCUGGCCCCGCUGCUUUUCGGCUGGGGAGAGACGUACUCGGAGGGCAGUGGGGAGUGCCAGGUGAGCCGGGAGCCCUCCUACGCCGUGUUCUCCACCGUGGGCGCGUUCUACCUGCCACUGGGUGUGGUGCUCUUCGUGUACUGGAAGGUCUACAAGGCCGCCAAGCUGCGUGUGGGCCCCAGGAAGGCCAACAGCGUCUCCCCCGCGUCCGAGGUGGCCGAGGUGAAGGACGCAGCACAGCAGCCCCAGACCGUGUUCACCGUCCGCCACGCCACCGUCACGUUCCAGACUGAAGGGGACACGUGGCGGGAGCAGAGGGAGCAGCGGGCUGCCCUCAUGGUGGGCAUCCUCAUCGGGGUGUUCGUGCUCUGCUGGAUCCCCUUCUUCGUCACCGAGCUCAUCGGCCCGCUCUGCUCCUGUGACGUCCCUGCCGUCUGGAAAAGCAUCUUCCUCUGGCUCGGCUACUCCAAUUCCUUUUUCAACCCCCUGAUCUACACGGCUUUCAACAAGAACUACAACAGCGCCUUCAGGAACUUCUUUUCCAGGCAGCACUGAGCAGGGGCGGAGCCAUCAUGCCAUGGAUGUCGGCUCAGUGUGUGCCACAUCGCAGCCGCCAGCCGCAAGCUACUUCGAGGGCUCUUUCCUGGGUCUCCUCGGAACGAAAGCAGCCUCAGGCGGCACUCGCGGCAGGAGCAGGCAGUUUCGGUGACCUCGCCUCUUGGGCUUACCUAAAGGCCUGACUGUACCAACAGCCACGGACUUGGUCAACGGAGCACCCUUUCUCGCCUGGGGAGACCAGCUUGGCUGCUGUCAUUGUCCUAGGGAAGUCAAGCCAGGCAGAUGAGAGGGACAGAAAAGAAUCCGGGGACAUCUGGGGGCGGAGACCAUACUUCUUGCUUUCUGUAUAGUCCCCAUUUCAGAUACCCCGUUCUGUGGUCCUAGCAAAGCGCACCUAAUCUUUAGAGGCUAGAUCCCAGUAGUUGACCACAAUCUUGUCCCCAACCUAUAUAGCCCCACCUAUGAGACCAGUGAAUAUCGGCUGUAAGGGUUCCCUGUGGCAACUCCACACACACACACACAAACACACACACGCACUCACACAUUCACACACUCACACACACACUCACACACACACACACGCAGCCAUAGGAGGGGCGACUGCACCAGGCGGCUGGUCUAGCCCAAAUGCAGCCCACCCAUGUGGAACAGCACUCCGAGUCCAAUCAGAAGCUACCCUAACAUUUUGGAGCACCUGUUCACAAACGACAGCACACCUGCCGUUUCAGAAGCCCAGUUAUACUCCUGGGUGCCUGUUCAGAAGCUCUGCUCACAGUCCUGUGUCUUUGGCUCAUGAGAUUAGAGUGAAAUAACCAGCACGAAGUUGCCAGCUUCUUAAAUCCAGCUUACGACCCGUCCCUGGGAGGCAGCUCACCGUGCACGAGCUCUCAGGGUUUGGUACCACCGGGCGAGCUGCUGCCUGCUGUGGUGUAUGAAUGCUGCAAGGAGGCCCAGACUGUAGGUCGCCAGAGAAGCCGAACGGUCGUGAGCCGUGGUCUCAGUCCUCUGCACAGGAAGUGGACAUGACACGGGGCACAGAAGCACAGAGAGCCCAGCUGUUAUACCAAACUGCAGAAAGGUCUCAUAAUUCAUUUGCCCAAGGCCUGCUGUGCCUGACAUUCCGAAUGCCUACAUCAAAAACAUGUAUUACAGUAACCCCUAAGUUAUGAUACACACGAUGCUGUGGGUCAUAAGGUAUUUCAGUUUGGACUUCCAAAGUAGGGAAUUUGUAACAAUUGCUUGAGGGUUAGUCUUGCAUUUGCAGUAACGAUUGCUUUCUUUUCUUCUUCUUCUGCUUCUGCUGCUGCUUCUUCUUCUUCUUCUUCUUCUUCUUCUUCUUCUUCUUCUUCUUCUUCUUCUUUUAAUUUACAAAGAAUGUGAGAGG